Molecule: messenger RNA, 1167 nt
Organism: Hibiscus syriacus
Lineage: Eukaryota; Viridiplantae; Streptophyta; Magnoliopsida; Malvales; Malvaceae
Exons: 8
Coding region: 155-1021 (288 amino acids)
Biological process (GO): protein ubiquitination
Cellular component (GO): membrane
Molecular function (GO): ubiquitin-protein transferase activity; zinc ion binding
Source: RefSeq, a predicted model, not a curated record
GGAAAGUCGUCUGGUGUUGGAGUCUUCGUUAUAGAUAUUUACAAGGAGGGAAGCUAAGCUAAUACAAGUUAUACAACAUAUCAGAUUCAGACUCCCAAGAAAAACUGUUUUCUUCUCCGUUUACUUUCAGCUUCAUAGGUGUAUUCUGAUUUCAAUGGGACAAAAAAUGAGUGAUCGCCUCGUAUUAUGUGUGGACCGCCUUACAAAACCCGAAAUUUUGCCAUCGGUGCAUGAAGCCGAAGUUGUGGGAUCAUCGGGUGAUGAUUCUUCUAUAGUUGCUGAGCAAGAUGUUUAUGCUAUUGAUGUGGAGGAAGUUGAAGAUCAUGGUUCGUGUGAUGAAGAAAAACCACUCCUCCAGACGGUUGAAUGCCGUAUCUGCCAGGAUGAGGACAGCAUUAAGAAUUUGGAGGCACCUUGUUUGUGCAGUGGCAGUUUGAAGUUUGCUCACAGGAAAUGCGUUCAGCGUUGGUGCGACGAGAAGGGAGAUAUAAUUUGUGAGAUAUGUCAUCAGUCUUUCGAACCGGGAUAUAUGUCACCGCCUCCUCCUCCGCCAGAGGUUGCUACAAUUGAUAUCAGUGAGUGGACAGUCUCUGGUGCUCCUUUGAACUUACAUGACCAACGGAUCUUAGCAGUGGCAGCAGAACGCCGUCUUUUGGAGCCAGGCUAUGAUGAAUAUUCCAAUAAUGAUUCUAGUGGAACUGAAUUUUUCCGUGCUGCUACCCUAACUCUUCUGGCUCUCCUGUUCUUGAGGCAUGCUUUGUACCUAACCAAUGGAGACACCGACGAUGAUGUAUCUCAAUAUAUCUCUCUUUUCCUGCUUCGUGCUGCUGGCUUUCUUCUUCCCUGUUACAUCGUGGCCUGGGCUAUCAGCAUAUUGCAGCGCCGUCGGGAACAACGGGAAGCCGCAGCAAUUGCAGCAGCUGAUGUUGCAGCAAUGAUACAAGCAGCUCAACCUCAGGCCACACAUUACAGUAUGGUACCUGAACCUUCAGUCACACCCCAACAGGAGCCACUUGAAUAACGCGAUAAUCUUUUUCUCUGGCAAGAAGCUUCGGUACUGAAGAAGAUUAUGUAAUUCAGACCCAACAUAAGUGUUGGAUACGGGUAUUGUCCAGCAUAAGUUUAUUCAAUUCUUUUCUUAGAAGUUUUCCUCAUAUAUGGAUGAUC